UUCAAAGGACCUUAUAAAGCAAGGGAUCUUAGACAAUGACUUUAUGAAGAACCUUGAGCUCGCACAGAUACGAGAGAUUGUUGAGUGUAUGUAUCCAGUAGAAUAUGGCAAAGAAAGUCUCAUCAUCAAAGAGGGAGAUGUGGGCUCACUCGUCUACGUUAUGGAAGAGGGUAAGGUGGAAGUAACAAAAGAUGGCCACAAACUAUGCAACAUGGGACCAGCCGCAUUAUUCGGAGAACUGGCGAUAUUAUACAACUGUACCAGGACAGCCAGUGUAAGAGCCAUUACUAGCUGUAAACUAUGGGCGAUAGAUCGGCAAUGCUUCCAAAGUAUUAUGAUGAAGCAGGGCCUACAACGGCACACAGAACAUAUGAAAUUCCUAAACAGUGUACCAACAUUUAAAGAUCUUCCAGAAGAAACACUAAACAAAAUAGCUGACGUCCUAGAAGAGACCCAUUAUAACUAUGGCGACUAUAUAAUAAGACAAGGGGCCAGAGGUGACACAUUCUACAUUGUAACAAAAGGAAGGGUAAAUGUUACCAAGAGGGACCCAGUUUCAGGGGAUGACAAAAUCCUCAGGACACUUAACAGAGGGGACUUCUUUGGAGAGAAGGCUUUACAAAGUGAAGACACUCGAAGUGCUGGAAUUGUAGCUGCUGAUACUACUGGUGUUGACUGCCUUGUCCUCGACAGAGAGUCGUACACUCAACUACUGAAAGACAAUAUAGAUGAUAUUCGAAAAGAAUACGAAGAUGAUAUAAGAAAAGAAUCGACACGAAUAGAGCUUGAUGGCAUAGAUCAUCCGUUUGGCGGUGUUGACAAAGAAUACCAAAGUCUGAGGUUAAAUGAUUUAAGUAUUGUUGCAACACUUGGAGUGGGAGGCUUCGGACGUGUUGAAUUAGUACAAAUAAAUAAUGACAAUAGCAAGACAUAUGCACUUAAACAGCUCAAAAAACAUCACAUUGUGGAAACUCGACAACAGGAGCAUAUAAUGAACGAAAAGAGAAUUAUGCAAGAGUCAAGAUGUGAAUUUAUUACUAGGUUAUAUAAAACAUUUAAAGAUAGAAAAUAUCUGUACAUGUUACUGGAGGUUUGUCUCGGUGGUGAGGUGUGGACAGUUCUUAGAGACAAAGGCUGCUUUGAUGACGCAACUACGCGAUUCUACACAGGUUGUGUUGUUGAGGCAUUCGCCUACCUUCAUGCCAAGGGAAUUGUGUACCGGGACCUGAAACCCGAAAAUCUGCUUCUCGAUACAAGAGGCUAUAUAAAAUUGGUCGACUUUGGCUUUGCAAAGAAAAUAGGACAUGGUCGCAAAACCUGGACUUUCUGUGGUACCCCUGAAUAUGUAGCGCCUGAAAUCAUUUUGAACAAGGGGCACGAUAUUUCUUCAGAUUACUGGUCACUUGGUAUUCUGAUGUUUGAACUUCUGACUGGCAGUCCUCCAUUCACUGGGUCAGACCCCAUGAAGACAUACAACAUUAUCCUGAAGGGGAUAGAUGCAAUAGACUGUCCAAGAAAGAUAACAAGAUACGCACAAAACCUAAUAAAGAAGCUAUGCAGAGACAACCCAAGUGAACGUCUAGGAUAUGGGAAAGGAGGAAUAAACGAUAUCCGCAAACAUAGAUGGUUCGAUGGCUUCAACUGGGAUGGACUGAAACGUAAAACAUUGAAGCCUCCAUACGUUCCAAGUGUACGAAACGCAACAGAUACCUCGAAUUUUGAUGAUUAUCCAGACGAUGACGACGAACCUAUAGAUGACCUUACUGGCUGGGACAAAGACUUUUGAAUUACAACAAUCAAAUAUAAGUAAUGUUACAGAGACACUAUAUUAAUAGGGAUAGGCACAUUGUAAAAUUGUGUCGGAAAUACAUGGGCUGGUUUUCGUUGUGAAUACCUUCCAUAAAACAGUAAAACAGUUACGUUACUGCCAGUAUAUCAUAGGAAACCAGGUAUAGUUCAUUCCUGAGAUAGUUGUAAGGGAGGUAAUGCUUAUGAAACAUAUGUGAAGCCUUUCGUUCCACGUACGUAAAUAUAGGAGCAUGGAGGUGUACUAAUAUGAAUGUUUAAGGGGACAUUUCAGUGUCAAAAAUGUCAAGGAUUCGUGAACCUCCAUAGAAUAUAAAGCAAGUAGUUACAUAAAUAGUAAAAUAAGUACAAGAUCAUACAGUGACGGGCGCGAAAUUAAUAAACUGACUGUGCCAUUCGAAUAUGUUUCAAAGGAAAAGGACUCUGGGCUGUGAUAUCAUAAAUUUGAAGGAAUUGCAAAUAAAAUUGCUUACAAUCCAAAUGUGUCUUAAUUGUAUAAUUUUUUAUUAUGAAUUUGAAUGUUUCAAACAUGUAGAAUUAAGAGCAUGUUAUUAAACAGCAUAGGCUGCAAUGCAGUAAGAUAUAGUAGAGUAGUCACAUAACAUAAUAGAGCCAUACAUGUACUGUAACACAGGUGAGAAUAAGCUUCGUUUUGGAAGCGGAAUUAAAGGAAGUGCCUAAAAACUGAUUAAUUUGCAACGAUUUUUGUGUUGUGUACAACCAAUAUGGACGUCGAAUGAUUCGUUUUUGGAUUUGAUAUUUUUAUAUUAAGUUAUGUUAAUAAUAAACGUGUACAUUUUUAUAUUGCUAUAUUAUUUCAACAUGUUCAAUGUUGCUCCUUAAAUCUGUUUUUAACACAAUGGUUUGACAUUUACACAUAUUGUAAUCGUUAUGUAUAUUUAGUCCAUGUAAAACAUGGAAUAAAAAUUGUUUCACUUUCAUGUUUGUUAUUUAAGUGUUAUCGGUUGUAAGAGUAUGUAUAUAAACUGUACAUAUUUAAUGUAGAUUGUAUGUGUAUUUUUCUAAAUUCUGGCUUAUAUACUGUAUCAUUAAUUCAUUAAACUACACCUAGUUAUAUCCAAAGUUUUUAAACAUCAUAUUUGGGAAUAUGUUAUAUAUCACGACGAAUGUAACUUUUUUAAACUUUCUGUCAUUGUUACAACCCCAUUAUGUCAGUUCUACUUCUAGACCUCUCUGUAUAUACUGACAUUGAGAUAAAUUAAUCAGCAUAUUUUAGGAAACUCAGUUCAGAUAUUCCUAUCCUUAUCUAAAUAUCACAUAAAUGGUACGAUAUAUACAAUCUUACCUAUUCCUCCAUGAUUCUUAUACUUGUGUUCCUCUAUAUCCAAUGACAUGGUUAUCACAAAACUCAAAACAAUAUGAAUAUCCAGUAUGGCCGCCAAAUUUAGGGGCUCGAUUAAAAUGUGACAGAUUUUCCAUUCUCAGAAUUAAACAUAUUAAUACAAAAGAGCAAUAUACAAGCAAUCCAGAAGAAUUUUCUUGGCAUUUAAAUGAUAUUAGGGAUGGCUGAGAUUUAAUUACAGGAAUUCAUAUCUGUUUCUCUUUUUGGAUGAAUUAUGGUGACACAAUUCAAUCAAGGGGAAAUUUUAAACCCUUUCCGCUUGCAAAAACUUAAAAACUCUGUAUUUAUGUAAAGUUAAUAGUAAUUAAGGUGUCUAAAACACCCCACUCUUAAAGUGUAAAUUAAAAUUAAAGCGACGCCAAAAACAACAAAUUCACUUCCAAUAUGUACCACAAGACCUGCUGAAAACAAAAUUCUUUGGAAAUGUGACCUGAUUUAUGUAAAUAGUCAUAAGAUGGUCAGACUGUUGAGUUGCACGAUCGCAACAUACAACAAGAAUUCAAUCCUAAGAUGAACAUCCAAAGUCACGUAUAUGUUUCUCAAAACCGUAUCUUAUCAUUCUUUUAUCUGUUUUUUACUGCAAUUCAGAUUGCAAUGUGCAUAUUUGUAAAUGUCAACCAUGAAUUUGUUAAAGUAAUAGCUGUUCACAAAUGCAGUUAUUUAGUUAUAUUUUUAGUUAUAGGUAUGUAAAUGUAUCCGAUGUUGUUGACUUACAGAAAAUAUAUAUAGAUGAUAUUUAUUAAAGUAUUUAGUUCUGAAUGAUUUACCUUACUAGUGCAAUCAUGGCAUGUAUCUUUCCAGUACAUAGUUUGGCUCGAGAAAAUUUGGAACCUUUUACGAAAACGGAAUACUCAGGCCGGGUAACCACAAAAUGCAACUCACCUUUUAGAUUCAAUCUUAUAAUAAUGAUGUAGAGUCAUUGUAGAGUGCCAAUUUCAAAACAAG
Owenia fusiformis is the source of this 4114-nucleotide messenger RNA. The record is from the annotation of a GenBank genome assembly. Lineage: Eukaryota; Metazoa; Annelida; Polychaeta; Sabellida; Oweniidae.